Salvelinus namaycush (lake trout) is the source of this 1269-nucleotide messenger RNA. It is a transcript of the gene rhno1, whose product is annotated as RAD9-HUS1-RAD1 interacting nuclear orphan 1. The record is from RefSeq and is a predicted model, not a curated record. Gene Ontology annotation, cellular component: chromosome; nucleus. The transcript is spliced from 3 exons. Bases 203 to 1153 code for a protein of 316 amino acids. Gene Ontology annotation, biological process: cellular response to ionizing radiation; DNA damage checkpoint signaling; recombinational repair. NCBI's taxonomy places the organism in Eukaryota, Metazoa, Chordata, Actinopteri, Salmoniformes, Salmonidae.
AGGGUUUGGAUGUGGAUGCUUCCUUGUGUCGUAGUCCAUCCGGCUCAUCAACUGCUGGUUCAUUUAGCUGAAAAGGAAGCUUCCUCCUCCUAAGGAUCAGGGGCCUUCUUGGGCUCUGUCUCAUUCUGCUCAGAUUACAGAGCUGGCCCUUUGACUUCACUUGAUGUCUGAAGAGAUAACAGCUCCUCAGCCAUGAUCUCUGAUGCCCCGUAAAACAAGAAAGAAAUCUUUGCCAAACUCACAGAAGCCGUCGUUGUUGUUUUUUGAGCCACCACUUGAUGACGCCAGAUACCACAAUGUGCCUAAAGUGAGCGGCGCACUCAAUCCCAAAUCAUUUCUAGAUGAGGAGCAGCGACAGAACAGCUGCACAGCCUGUAGUUCUUGGGUGAGUCCACAGUUUGAUCAGCUACCGCCCCCUGCACCCAGAGGAAGGCGAGGGAGGAAGAAGUGCCUCUCUGCAACAAGCAUUCUUGACAAGAGUUCUCACUUAUCCAGAAAAGGUAGUGUUUACAAGUUCCAAGCCUUAUCCUUUCAGAGAAGGUCAACAGCCCAACCUCUCCAUCAAAAGCAUGCAUGUAGAAAGAAGGCUGUAGAAUCUGCUCUUGGGGCCCAUGAGGAGCAGCAGGGCUUGCAAGUUCAUAAGGUUGGUUCUCUAAGUACAGAGUACCUAAGUAACCAAGAUGAAACGGAGACACCAACACCGAGAACUUCUCUCAGGAAAGGGACAGCUGAGAGGAGACGGUUGUCAGAGGUAACACCGGAAGAUGCAGCAUCAACCUCCGGCAGAUGUGUGGGGGUCCUUAGAACGUCAGCUGCCAAUGUUGCCAGACAUGGCAAGAGCCCAGCGUCAUGCUCUGCUCGGACUCCUGCCUCAGCAACACACCACACCCCUGGCACGGACAAUGUCUUCUCCCCACUUGAUGUAGAGACUCCAGAGUUACACCAUGAUGGAAGUUCCUCCUUUCUUCGCCUCCUGUUGCCUGCGUCACAGCCGAUGACCCCGCCACAUACUGUGACUUCAGAGAUUUUAGCAACAGACACCCCAGAGAGAGACUAUGGAGUCAAGGUUACAUGGAGGAGGAGGAAAGGGCUGAUGAGGUUGCUGAGGGACCGAGGUUAUCUUUCAAGUGCAGAGGCACUAAUUAGCAUCUAAUCAACAUAACUGUAAAUGUUGACAUCAUUUUACUAUCAUGUUCUGCAAUUAACAAUGAAUUGUAGUUAACAUUGUAGUUAACACCACAUGAAUAAAUUAGUCCACUGAUUGAAAGU